Impatiens glandulifera is the source of this 504-nucleotide messenger RNA. Its product is annotated as agamous-like MADS-box protein AGL80. Gene Ontology annotation, molecular function: protein dimerization activity; DNA binding. The transcript has a single exon. The record is from RefSeq and is a predicted model, not a curated record. NCBI's taxonomy places the organism in Eukaryota, Viridiplantae, Streptophyta, Magnoliopsida, Ericales, Balsaminaceae. Bases 1 to 504 code for a protein of 167 amino acids.
AUGACUAGAAAAAAAGUCAAGCUUAAGAAGAGAAAAGUUGGCAUCGUGAAGAAACUAGAUGAAUUGACCACUCUGUGUGACAUUAAAGCGUGUACUGUCAUCUAUAGUGCCGAUGAUUCUGUCUGGCCAUCGAUAGAAGAAGUACACAGAAUUAUCACAAAGUACCAGAGUUUUCCAAAGGUUGGUCAAGGAAAACGAAAGGUCAAUCAAGAGACCUUCACUCGGCAGAGGCUUGAAAAGAUACAAGAAAAGCUUAGAAAACAACAAAGAGAAAACCAUCAUAUUCAGAUGACACAAAUCAUGUUUCAAUCCAUGAUGCAUCCACAAACAGCGAUGUCAAGGCUGAAUGUGGAAGAUUUCGAGGAGCUGGCUCGAGUUACCGACCAGAACCUGGUGGAGGUUCAGAGGAUGAUGGAGAUUCGUUUGAGGGAUUCCUCUUCUUUCAACCGUCCUCCUCCUCCUCAAUUUGGCACUGGCGGCAGUGAGGGUGGUGGUAGCCAAUAA